AUCAACUGCCUUUACCAGAAAAGCCUGAUUUUUAAAACGCAAGAACGUGAUAAUGGCAGCUGUAGAAAUGUCUGAAGCGUUGAAGCCGAUCAGCUGGCUCGCCGGCCGGUGGAAAACUGAAAACGGCUCCGGAAAAUACCCGAACAUCCCCGAGUUUCACUACCACGAAGUUUUGGAGUUCACCUGCAUAGGUCAACCAAUGUUGAACUUCACCUCCACAUCUCGGCACCCCGAGAAGCAGACUCCAAUGCACCAGGAGCGCGGUUUCCUCCGCAUCAAGCCCGGCUCCCACCAGCUCGCCUUCAUGGUCAGCCACAACUUUGGACUGACAUCACUCGAGGAAGGCCAAGUGGAACCGGAAACACAACAAGUUGUUUUAACUUCAACUAGUAUCUCACGGAUGUCAUUUGCGAAACAGCCAUUUGUUAAGAGCUUGAAACGGGUGUGGAAGCUCCUGGAUGCGGGCACUCUGGAAGUGACCAUUUAUAUGGAGACUGAUGAUACGCCACUUACUGAGCAUCUGAAGGCUGUUUAUACCAAAGAAUGUUAGUGUAGUUGUAGGAACUUCAGAAA
Messenger RNA from Cydia amplana, 573 nucleotides. Its product is annotated as peroxynitrite isomerase THAP4-like. The record is from RefSeq and is a predicted model, not a curated record. The transcript has 2 exons. The coding region runs from base 53 to 550 and encodes 165 amino acids. NCBI's taxonomy places the organism in Eukaryota, Metazoa, Arthropoda, Insecta, Lepidoptera, Tortricidae.